This is a messenger RNA of Capronia epimyces CBS 606.96, 2829 nucleotides long. RefSeq lists its product as uncharacterized. The transcript has a single exon. The record is from RefSeq and is a predicted model, not a curated record. The coding region runs from base 1 to 2829 and encodes 942 amino acids. Lineage: Eukaryota; Fungi; Ascomycota; Eurotiomycetes; Chaetothyriales; Herpotrichiellaceae.
AUGGACGCCAGCACACCCACCAGCCAGGACGUCGACAUGAUCCUCACGACGGACGACAACCAAAUACCUGUCGAACCUCCAGCCCGGCUUGCAGCACGGAUCUGUCGCAAGUCGAGCGCCCGUCGGAAAUCCUCCGCCAGUUCCUCUCGCCGAAGCUCUCUGUCCUCCUCCUCCGCCCUCUCGAGCCAUGGAGGUCCCAAUAGUACUCAUAUUGCCCAACAUCUCCGACGAGCCUCCAUCAUUGAGAGCCGCAAGGCUCGGCUGGCAGACAGAGCAGCGCAUGCGGAGCAAGUCAGGCUUCGAGCAGCCGCCGCGAAAGCAUCCCAAAGGGUGUCUUACAGCGAGGAGAAGACUUUGGCGGCACAAGCAGCGCGAGAGAAACUGCUGGCAGACAUCGCGGCACGGUGUGAAGAAGAGGUCCGGCGUGCCAAAAAGGUUGCCGAGGAAACCAAAGAGAAGAAGGCUGCCGAACUAGUCAGACUGAAGGAAGAAAUGGCGGAGAAGUUCGCAGAGGCGGCACGACGGAAGUUUAUAUAUCAGCAGGGUAUGCGAAGACCUAGGACGACCUCUUUGGCGGCCGUUGAAGAGAAAAAGGCGGCGCCGGCGGUACUGAAUCGCCCCAAUCGUAACUAUGCCGCCAAAGUCAUUCAACGAACCUGGAGGAAAUACCGCAGUCGCCAGAUCAUGCAAGCCUUUGCUGCACUUGGACUCGACUUGGCUCAUGCCAGGGCCCUCCCUUUCGAGGAACUAACCAGUCUGCUUUCGGUUGAACCGACGAUGGCGGUGACCGCUUCUAUCCUGCGGCAUCUCGGCGUGAUCGAAGAUCCCCAGGAAGAUUCAGGAGCGGUCCGUGUUUUUCUCAGUGCCUACAUCAUUCUGGCCCACCCCAUACAAGCUCUCAGUCAUGGUGGCAACGACCCUCAAGAACAGGAAUUGAUGUCCAAGGCCGGAGCUGUGCUGGAGGCUUUUGAGGCUCACAUCCACAGUUUAGCUUCCUCUCCGGGCCGUGCCAACGCCGCUUCAAGAAAGGAUACUUUGCUCUUUGCCUUCAACGAUUUUACUUCUACUUUCCACGCGUGGAAGAGCCAGGACUUGGGCGUCUUGAUUGACAUAAUGGUCAACUCAUUCGUCAACCUGGACCUGAUCUUACAAGCAACAAAACAUGAUCAGGACGGCUACGUUGCUCAAGACUAUCUGGAUGCAGUGCGACAAGAACAAAUCAGACUGCUUGCUCGGCUCAAGAGACUCGCGGGACCGGAACAAGCAAUUUCGAGAGUCAGGUCUGCUGUUAGGAAGGCGCGGAAACAGCGAGCUGCCGCAAAACCUCAAAACAAUGAGGAGCAAGUGCCGCGAGCAUCAACUCCUGCAAAUGACGGCCUCGCCGCCACUAAAGGGGCGCCAUUGACGCCUCCUGCUACUCCGCAGCCAUAUCGAGGGGAUGCAGAAGUGAAAGGGAGCUCAUUUGCCGACAGUCUCGGACAGAUUAUGACCGUGUUGCCUUCAAACCGCGAAAUCGCCCAUGAGAUCCUGAUCAACGGCAGCUUCGAGGUGCAACAACGACCGUGGACCGAUGCCCGGAAGGACCUGAUGGAGUCUAUGCGUUCAAGCAUGCGCGCCAGCAUGCGAGAUGGAAGUACGGAGGUCAUCGCCAGGUGGACCCAUGCCAUGGCAGUGCUCAUUCGCGAGAAGUUGAUGAAUCUUGUCAGCAGGAGACACCCUCUCUACGACAAAAUCGAUGGGUUUUUAGACCCUGCAUUGAUCAGUCAACAAUGCCGCAACGGAAUGUUCUCAUAUAGUGCUUUUUUCCAGACCAUCUCGGGUUUGAUCGCGCAAAUCUGCUCGCCCGGUCGCGACGAGAUGGUGAGAGCAUUUACUGCAAAUGCCACCAGCGAUACGAUUGACCGCCUCUUUGAGUUGAUCAAUAUCAUCGAUCUCAUGACGUUGGAUCACAUCAACUUUCAAUUCCGACUGGCCGCCCAAUCUGUUCUCGAGCGCGGUCACGAACACGAGAUUGCCUCUUUUGAACGGGACCUUCAAGAGGGAGUACAUGCUCUCGAGCGAACGAAACAGUGGUGGACCGAUGCGCGGUCCAACACGACAUCAUCAAACCGAAGUGGUAGUGUCAUCUACGCUAGGGGAUUGACCGAUUUGGUGCUACGCAAUUCCCACCUCUGGUCUAACGAUGUGCCAGAAACGGUGCAACUCGACAGGAUUCGCCUGCUCAAAUUGAGGGCUCGUGUGUUCCAUAUGAUAGCUACAGCCUCGAUCCUUCUCACCACCAAGAUUAGGCUCAGGCGGAACCGAGAAUCCCUGUGGACGAAGGACGCGGAACGGCUGAUGUCUUUGGACCUCUUGACAAGCGACGGCCAUCGGAUCGUCUCGCUGCUCGAAUCGUCACACAUGAUGCCCGACUCGACGAAAGAGGGCCUGUCCAAUUUUGUGGGGCGCGUACUACCUCCUGCCGUGGCCGCGGCGCAGAACGCAGACACAGCUGAGCAGGACCAACAAGAUGCAUCCCACGGCCAGAUCACUUCCGACCCGUCGGCCGUGGAGCGGGAGAAGACGAAUCCCGACGAUGUCUUCAGCGAGCAGAUUGCCAGCUUCAUGUUGAAGUCAUUGCGCGAACACGUCUUUGGUAGGCUUUCAGCCAGCGGCACCGCGGAGAGAGUCCGAACUACCACGGGCGCAGCUGAAGUCCUGGCUCGAGUGGGCAUGCCUGAAUUCUUGGAGGAGGUCAAUCGACUGGUGGAUGAGCUGGAGAGAAUCCGUGCUGUGGAUUUGAAAGCCCAUGGAAGGUGGUAUGAUCAAAUCGCGGCAGAGACGUCUUGA